AUGAGUAUUGACGUGAAGAAACUGAAAGUCAACGAACUAAAAGAGGAGCUCCAGCGCCGCGGCCUGGACACCAGAGGCCUGAAGGCAGACCUAGUGGAGAGGCUGAAAGCCGCUCUGGAGGCGGAUGCCUCAGAACAGGGGGAGCAGGAGGAUGAUUACUGCCAGGACUACCAGGACAACGAAGAAAACGAAGAUGAAGAGGAAGCUCAAGAACAACAAGAUGCAGAAGUAGCUGAGGACUACGGUGAUGGUGAUGGAGAUGGGGAUGGGGAUGGGGAUGGCGAUGGCGAUGGUGAUGGUGAAGGUGAUAUCCCCCAAGAGGAAGAUGAAGGUCGAGAUUCAGGUGGUUACUACGAGGACGAGGAGGCAGAAGGCGAGCCAUAUGAAAGUCAGCCAGCUUCAGACUCAGGUCACAGCAUGCCUGACUUCACAGCAGAUGUGGAUAUACAAAAAUCUGACAUGAGGUCUGAGGACGAGACCAAGCCUGUGCAAGAGCUACAGGAAAGCCUUGAGAACAAACAAGAAAUCAAAGUGGAGGUGAAAACAGAAGAUGAACCUGAGGCUGAUAGAGACACACCGCGGGAUAGUCAUGGGACAGAGCAACAGAGUGGACAAGAUGGUGCAGGUCAGGCUGAGCAAGUCAAAGCAGAAUCUGAUAGAGGUGGAAACUACGGCCGCAAGAGACCAUAUGAGGAGGGCAGGAGCUACGGCUACUAUGAGCACCGUGAGGACAAGAGAUCCCGCACACCACAGCCCCCUGCUGAAGAUGAGGAAGAGAACAUAGAUGACACUCUUGUGACGAUCGAUACUUACAACUGUGAUCUGCAUUUCAAAGUGUCCCGAGAUCGCUACAGCGGUUAUCCACUGACCAUCGAAGGGUUUGCUUACCUGUGGGCUGGAGCAAGAGCUACACAUGGUGUCACCGAGGGCCGUGUUUGUUAUGAGAUGAAGAUCAAUGAGGAAAUUCCUGUAAAGCACCUGCCCAGUAGUGAGCCAGAUCCGCAUGUGGUCAGGAUCGGAUGGUCACUCAACCACUGCAGCACUCAGCUUGGUGAGGAGGCCUUUUCCUUUGGCUAUGGAGGAACAGGAAAGAAGUCUGCUGACUGUAAAUUCGCAGACUUUGGUGAGAAGUUUGGUGAAAACGACGUCAUUGGCUGUUUUAUUGACUUUGACAGUGGUGACGAGGUGGAGAUAGGCUAUUCCAAGAAUGGAGUAUCCUUGGGCGUGGCUUUCCGUACAACCAAGGAGGCACUGGCAGGCCGUGCCCUGUUCCCUCAUGUCCUUGUGAAGAAUUGUGCUGUUGAAUUCAACUUUGGACAGAAGCGACAGCCGUACUUCCCCCCACCAGAGGGAUACACCUACAUCCAUGAUCUUGGCAUGGAAAACAAGAUCAGAGGCACUAAGGGACCUGCCAGCAAAUCUGAAUGCGAGAUCUUGAUGAUGGUUGGCCUGCCUGCCUGUGGAAAGACUACCUGGGCCAUAAAGCAUGCGGAGACUAACCCUGAGAAGAAGUACAACAUCCUGGGCACAAAUGCCAUCAUGGACAAGAUGAAGGUGAUGGGUCUGCGUCGCCAAAGAAACUACUCCGGACGCUGGGAUGUUUUGAUUCAGCAGGCCACCCAGUGUCUGAACAGGCUGAUUGAGAUUGCUGCCCGCAAGAGACGCAACUACAUCCUAGAUCAGACAAAUGUAUAUGGAUCAGCAAGGAGACGAAAAAUGCGUCCUUUUGAAGGUUUUCAACGCAAGGCUAUUGUAAUUUGUCCCACGGACGAGGAUUUAAAAGAACGAACAUUAAAGCAAACCAAUGAGCAGGGGAAGGAUGUGCCCGAUCAUGCUGUUUUAGAAAUGAAAGCCAACUUUACUCUCCCUGAGGCUUGCGACUUCUUGGAGGCAGUGACGUUCAUUGAGCUGCAGCGCGACGAGGCUGAAAGCCUGCUGAAGCAAUACAAUGAGGAGGGCCGCAAGGCUGGCCCACCCCCCGAGAAACGCUUUGACAACAGGCAGGGUGGGUUCCGUGGCCGCGGUGGAGGUAGCUUCCAGCGGUAUGACAACCGUGAUGGGUCCCGCGGUGGCUACCAGAACCGCAGUGGAGACGGAGGCAGUGGAUACAGAGGAGGCUACAAUCGUGGCAGCUAUAGCCAGAACCGUUGGGGCAACAGCUACCGUGAUGGAGGCUCUGAUGCACGCAGUGGAUAUAACCGCAGCCAGCAGUCAGGUGGAAGCUACAACCGCCCGGCUCCUUACAGCAAGGGAGCAUACAACCAGAGCUACAGCCCGAGCUACAGUCAAGGGUACAACCAGGGCAGCUACAGCCAGAAUUACUAUGGCAACUACAGUCAGUACCCAGGCUACAGCCAGAGCUACAGCCAGGCACCUGCCACUGCACAGACGUACAACCACCACCAGCAACAGCCGCAGCAGCCACAACAGCAGCAGCAGCAGCAGCAACAGAGCUACAACCAGCAAUAUCAGCAGUAUGCGCAGCAGUGGCAGCAGUACUACCAGAACCAGAACCAGUGGAACCAGUAUUACAGCCAGUAUGGCAGCUACCCUGGACAGGGCAGCCAAGGCUCAUCUUCUGGUUCCCAGUAGCUUCGCUUUGUAUCUGCACCUGCAUCCACCUGUGUCCUAAACACUCUGACCUCGAAGGCAAAUCGAUUUUUGUACAGUCUCACAUUAAGUCCCAACCAUAACUGUCUCUGUCUGGGUUAACACCGUAGUCUUCAUCCCUCAUCAUGUACACAUAAACUGUAUACAGUUUGUUGUCCUUUCAGUUUUUUUUUUACUGAAUGAAGUCUUACUCUAAGCAGUGACCGUGAGGUGGUAGAUGAUAGAUAUCAAAACAUUUAAUGAAUGUUAUCUAUUAUGCAUUUAAUGUGGAUGUAUGUUGAUCUGCAAACUCCACAUUUCCUACAGAUUGAAGAGGUUAUUGUAUAUUUUAUAGGAUGCAUAGUGCAAAAACAUGACAAGGCAGGAAAAAUACUGCAAGGCCUCAAUACUUUUGCUUGUUUUGAGAAGCUUAACAAAGAACAAAAUGCAUGCUUUUUACAUUCACAACCCUUUCCUCUGUCUUGCUCUUUAUUUUUCAGUUUUUGAGUGAGCACAUUUUAUUUACUCCAAUAGAAUUCAAACAUUAAGGAACAUUUUUUUAAUAGGUGUUGAUACUGUAGUAUUUAAGCGUUAAUCCAGUCUUUGAUUGAGAAGAAUAUUUUGCCACUUUUGAGUAGAUGUAUGUGCAGUUUUUUUUUUAUCCCGUUGUGAUUGCUGUUCAUUGAGUCCAGUAGAUAAAUCCAGAUGUCAAACUCAUUUUUUUUCUACCUGAAAAUGAAAAUCUGACCAGUUAUCCCGAGCUGUCUUGUCUUUAUACAAUAAAUGCAAUUGUAUACGCCUGGA
Epinephelus lanceolatus (giant grouper) is the source of this 3393-nucleotide messenger RNA. The record is from RefSeq and is a predicted model, not a curated record. Lineage: Eukaryota; Metazoa; Chordata; Actinopteri; Perciformes; Serranidae.